AUGUAUUUAGAAAUACAUCGGCGACCGAGUAAGCCAAUCAUUGCCGAUCCAAUCGACUUUGAAGGGUUCAUCUUAAAGAACAAGACAUUAAUACAAAAUGACCCACAGCGUGAACUUCUAAUGUACCCAAAUGAUGAUGUUUCAGAAAUCAUUCUACCACGAAAAUUUCGUACAGUUACAAGCGGCAUUCCAUCAAUUCCCGCUGAAAGCUCAAAGAAACAUGAGAAUGGAAACAGCACGACUGAAAAUGGUGUAACAACAAAUGGAAAAGAAAAAGAUUCGCUCAAUGGCAGUUUAUUGACGCGACAAGCCUUGAAAACAUACGAGACUGCAAAUCACAUGGUGUUUUAUAAAUAUAGCGUAUAUGGUGGAACAUGCGGUGAUUUGCCGAGAACCAAUCCACCUGAUACGUUGAAGGAAGAAAUCUAUGAAGUCGACACAGAUCCUGAUCGUGUUGAAGAAAGAAUCUCUCAACGUGACUCAAUCACAAAGCAGGGUUACUUGCUUAAAGGUGCUGACACAACGUCUGAUCGAAUGUUUGCUCAUAUCGGAUCGAAAUCAUUUAAAAGGCGUUAUUGUUAUUUAAGACAAGAAGUCGAUGGAACUUACAUUUUAGAACUGCACAAAGAUGAGAAACAAUGUGAAGCAAAGACAACAAUUGUUAUGGAUUUUUGUACGGAAGUUGUGCAUAAUCCAAGGAAAGGUCGAUUUUGUUUUGAGCUUCGAAUGAGUGAGGGUGGAAGUAAGUCAGUAACAUUAGCAGCAGAAGAUGACAAUGAGAUGAAUGAUUGGAUUAAGAAGUUGACAUCAGUUCUUCAACAAAAUAAGUUGCAAGAAGAUAAACAGAUCACAUUGAUCGAGAAAUUACCACCGCCAAGUCCAAGUGCAGCAACAUUUGGAACUUUAAAAGGACUUGAACAAAGUAUGAAUCCACAAUUAAUUAAAUAUGGACGAGAAACUGACAUUUCAAUCGGUCAAGCUCGAAGGGAAAACAGAAAAAGAUUAUUUGGAACAAUUGCCAAUCAGCUGAAUAAAACUCAAGUCGAACCAAAUGUUGAGCCAUAUAGAGAAGUUUUUGGAAAGCAAAUUUUUGUACGAUGUGAAAAUAUAAAAUUUCGACUUCAAGCGCCUUUUGAUGAUACAGAAAAUUUGUGCCAAAUUGAACCUUACAUAACAACGAUGGCUUUGUAUGAUAUCAAAGCUGGUCGAAAGCUUACAGAAAAUUUUUACUUUGAUUUGAAUGAAAAGCAUGCGAGAGAAAUGCGACAUGGAAAUCAUUGCAAUGGUGCUGAGAAGAUUAAUGGAACUCCAAUUAUGAAGAAUGGAAAGCAGAAUGGAAAUGUCGAUGAAGAAUUUCCUGUCGAAUGGAUCAUGUAUCCGAGACAAGCGAUUCUUAAUGUGACUGUUCCACAUCCUGACAUCUUUAUCGUUGUUCGUAUCGAGAAAAUUCUUCAAGGUGGAAUUAAUCCAUCAACUGAAUCGUACUUAAAAGCUGCAAAAGAUCCAAAACUUGGUGUGAAAUCUUUGAAGACCAUCAAACAAUAUUCGCAACGUGUUAAACAUUAUACAAUGCCAUGGGCAUGGACAGCAAGACCAUUAUUCCGACUUUACAGUAGUGAUUUGGAUACUGAUGGAGAUUUCCCAGCAAUUUAUCGUCAAGAUUGUAACAAACUCAAAGACGAUGAAAUUUUGAAGAUUCUCUGUGACUAUCGAAAGCCAGAAAAAAUGAAUAAACUUACGACAAUCCCAGGAUCUAUGAAAAUCACAAUAAAAUUCUUAAGAGAUGAACAACCCAAAAAUUGCUUAACGACAACUCUUCAUGCCAUUAAACCGUUUCCUUUACCACCUGCUGAUGAUCCCACCAUUGAAGUUUCUGAAUUUCCUGGAACAUCAGAAAGGGAUUUGAAUCCUUACACCACAUUUCUUAAUCAUCUUUAUGUUUAUCCACUUUCAUUGUCAUUUGAGAGUCAGAAAAUCUUUUCAAGAGCAAGAAAUAUUGCUGUGACUAUAGAAGUUCGUACUAGCGAUGACCUGGAAUCUAAACCUUUAGAGUGUAUUUAUCGUCGUCCAGGUCAAAGUUCUCAUGGUUUGUUUGUCAGCCAACUCUCCUGCCCUGUUCUUCAUCAUAACACAUCACCAACAUGGUACGAGGAGAUAAAAUUACAACUUCCCGUUGUUAUAUCGUCACAACAUCAUUUACUGCUUUACUUUCAUCAUAUAUCGUGUGAUAUUAAGAAGAAAGAAUUGCCAAAUAGUCUUGAAAGUGCUGUUGGCUUUGCAUGGAUGCCUUUGUUGAACAAAGGAAAAUUAAAUAUUGAAGAACAAGUUCUUCCGGUUGCUGCGUCAUUACCAAGCGGUUAUCUAUCGAUUCAGCCAUUGGGAUUAGGAAAAGGGAAUGCCGGACCAGAUGUUCAAUGGAUUGAUAACCAAAAACCAAUUUUCAACGUCAACUUUCGCCUUAACUCAACAAUCUUCACAACAGAUCAACACUUACACAAUUUAUUUGCACAUGCAGAGCGUCUCAUUGAAAGUAUUCGCGGUCCGAUACCGUCCGAGAGUGAAACUUGUAAGAUUCUUAAAGCAGCACAUGCAAUGGAUAUCCGAAGUGUUAUAAACUUCCUUCCUACACUUUUUGAUGAACUUUUUGUGCUAUUAAUCAAUGCUAGUAAUGAAGAGAUUAGUUGCAACAUAAUUCGAUUGUUGAUAAAUUUGAUUCACAUGGUGGCAGAAGAAGCACAAAGAAAGGAAUUAAUUUUAUCUUACGUCAAGUAUAAUUUCAAAACUCCAUUUAAAAACAAAACAAAUGCAAGUCCAAGUACGAUGCAUACUGUUCAUGGUGAAAUCUGUCGACAUCUUCCAGUUCUUCUUCAUCCCAACAACACGGAUUUUCUUCUCGUGAAUAAAUUUAUGAAGUUCUCAUCAAUCAUCUUUGAUAUCAUCGCUAAAUCGAUGGCACAUUUUUUAAUCAGCACAGGACGUAUUCGUAUGCAUCGCAAUGAAAGAUUCUCAAAAGAAUUUGAGUUAAGAAUUGAAAAUCUUUUCAAUGUUUUGAUGCCAUAUUUGAUCUCACGCCAUAAAGAACUUCCGUAUGAGACUCAUCAGCUUAAUAAAAGUCUUUCAAUAUUUAUUAAACGUUGCUUGACGUUGAUGGAUCGUGGCUUUGUUUUUAAGAUUAUUCGUCUUUAUAUGGAUAAAUGGUCGCCCGGUGAUCCAAGAACACUUCAAGAGUUUAAAUUCAAUUUUAUUCAGGAAGUCUGCUCGCAUGAACAUUACAUUCAACUUAAUCUUCCUUUCAUGUUAAAUCCCAAUAAUCGCACACCCGACAUUCUUCAGCAGUUUUGUCUGUCGGAAGUUUUUUGUCGUCAACAUUACUUGGCUGGUUUUCUCCUUCAAGAAGUCAAAAGUGCGCUUAAUGAAGUGAAUCAUAUAAGAAGAGUUGCACUUGGCAUUCUAAAAGAUCUUUUAGCGAAACAUGAUCUUGAUGAUCGAUAUCAAUCUAAAGGACAAAUGAACAGAAUCGCGAUGCUUUACGUGCCAUGGUUGGGAAUUGUGUUAGAGAAUUUAAAUCGAAUUCCUGAUGGACAAGAAACGAUCGGUCACGUUCGUAUUUCAAGCAACAGCAGUUACGUCUUUUCACGUGAACGAACACCGAAAAUUCUCACAAGUUUAAAUUCAGAUUGCAGUUCAAUGUCACAAGAAACGACAGUUGUGAUUAGAAAUGGCGACGAUGCUUCUUAUCAUUACGGUCACAAUCGAUCAAUUAGCAUGACACAAGCAAGCGUCAUCCCAAGAACUGAUAAAUUUACAUCAAGCGAAACAAAAGAUAUGUUAAUCUGCUUUCUUUUCACUAUUAAGCAUCUCUCUCAAGAUCAUAUGAUUACAUGGUGGCAUAAUUGUACUGAAAGUGAAACUUGUUCAUUCUUUCAAGUGUUUGAUCUUUGUUUGGUUGUCUUUCGUUAUAUGGGAAAGAAGAAUAUUCAAGUGAGUGAAUGCAAGCCGGUAAAGAGCAGCAAGUCAAGUACAUUACCAGCAAGAAUGGCAUCAUCAGAAAGCGACCAUUCAAAUAUUAGUAAUGCACAUGAAACCGGCACAAUGAAUCAUCAAAAUCGUGAAGAUUUAAUGGAAGAAACUGUAAAACUUCAACGAGCUUUACAAGAGUCGAAUUUAGCCACAGAAGUUGGAAUGAUUAUCCUCGAUUGUAUUGGACUUUAUUCAGUUCAAUUCAAAGAAUCGAUGAUCGAUGGACCAGUCUUACCAAAAAUUGCGCAAGUUUACUUGCGGUUUCUUCAACUCGGUCAAUCGGAGACACUGUCGCGUCAUGUUUUUGCGGCACUUCGGGCAUUUAUUAAUAAUUUCUCGCAAGCUCUUUUCAAAGGUACCGCAAUGUUAUGUGGGCAGUUUGUUUAUGAGUUGUUAAAGUGUUGCGAUUCACGUCUUCAAACUGUUCGUCAUGAAGCGUGUGCUGUUCUUUACUUACUAAUGAGAAGUAAUUUUGAGUUCAGUGGACGAAAAGGGUUGACAAGAGUUCAUCUUCAAGUGAUAAUUUCUGUGUCACAAAUGAUUGGAAAUGUAAUUGGACUUAACAACGCGAGAUUUCAAGAAAGUCUUUCACUUAUUAACAGUUAUGCAAACAGUGAUAAAGCGAUGAAAGGAACAGGAUUUCCAAUGGAAGUUAAAGAUCUUACAAAACGUGUUCGAACUGUAUUAAUGGCUACCGCGCAAAUGCAAGCUCAUCACACAGAUCCGGAGAGGCUUUUAGAACUUCAAUUGUCACUUGCAAACUCUUACGCUUCAACGCCUGAGCUUAGACAUACUUGGCUUGUGACAAUGGCAAGAAAUCAUGAGAUAAAUGGAAACAUUUCUGAAGCGACUUCAUGUCAUCUUCACAUAGCCGCAUUGAUGGCUGAAUAUUUGAAGCUUAAAGGCAGUGAACUCAUAAAUUGGGGCGCUGAAUCAUUUGCAAAGAUUUCUCGGAAUAUUCCACGUGACGAGAAAGGUUUGAAACUUGAUUCGGGAGCUCAAGAUUCGCAAUAUACAGAAACAAUGUUGUUGGAACAAUUAAGAAACUGUUCAGACUUUCUCGACCGUUCUGAUAGACUCGAAUGCCUUGGCGAACUCUACCGACUUAUUGUUCCUAUUCUCGAAAGCAAACGUGACUUUCCAGGAUUAAUUCAAUGCUAUGAACAUCUUGCUCAAGCUUAUCAACGUGUCAUCGAGUUCAACCGUAAUGGUAAACGACUCUUGGGACGAUUUUAUCGUGUGAUCUUCUAUGGACAAAUAUUCUUUGAAGACGAACAUGGCGUUGAAUAUAUUUUCAAAGAACCGAAAGUCACGAGUUUAAGCGAAAUUUCAUUUAGAUUAAAGAAACAAUUUGACGAUAAAUUCGGCUCGAAUGUAGUGAAGAUGAUCAUGGAUUCAAAUCAAGUUGACGUGAAUGAACUCGACCCGAAAUUAGCUUACAUCCAAAUAACGCACGUUGUUCCUUACUUCAUUAAAGAUGAGUUAGAAACACGACAAACAGAGUUCGAACAAAAUCAUGACAUUGAUACGUUCAUGUUUGAAACUCCUUUCACAAAGAAUGGAGCUGCGAGAUGCAAUUUGGUUGAAGAUCAAUGGAAACGACGAACAAUUUUAACGACUCAAUAUAGUUUUCCGUAUGUAUUGAAACGCAUCACAGUCAAAGACCGUCAAAUUAUAGAACUCAGUCCAAUUGAAGUUGCGAUCGAUGAGAUGCAAACGAAGAUUUCGGAAUUGGAAGAAGUCGUGCUAGCACAAACGAUUGAUGUGAAGAAACUUCAAUUACGACUGCAAGGUUCUGUUGCUGUUCAAGUAAAUCAGGGACCACUUGCUUAUGCCAACUCUUUCCUUGAUCCUCAACUGUGUGUUAAAUAUGAUAGCGACAGAGUCGAAGAUCUUCGAGAUGUUUUCAGAGAAUUUGUGAAGAUUUGUUACGCAGCACUUCAAGUGAAUGGUCGAGUAAUUUCAACGGAUCAAGUUGAAUAUCAUAAUUCGCUUAAAGAAAACUUUGGUAAUAUGUGCUUAGCGCUCAAUGAUCUUAUGGGGGAAUCGUUAAUAUCGCUUGACGAUACAACAAAUGCUCAUCGCAAUAGUUUAGCUUUAUUCUCAGCUAUAUCAGGGACACCGAAUAAUUCAAGUACAGCUUAAAAGCUUUUAAAUUCUUUAAUCUCAGAUCAAUUAUAAAAAUUGUUUUUUAAUAAGACGUAAGUAGACAAGACUUAGAUCACAAAAAGCCGACAUCCACUUGAAUAUCUUAAGACAUAAAUAACUAAAAAUAUCAGUCGAAGUUAUUCAUUUUGAAUCUUACAAAUCACCUUAAAAUUCCCACUUCAUUUAACAUCUCUGCAAUCUAUUCUAAAUUUAAAAGUCUUUCUACUCUUAGAUUUUUAUCAUAAUUACCACUGCAAUAACUACCUGUAGCUAGAAUAUCGAAAUCCAAAAAAAAGAAGAUUUCAGUCGAUUAGAAAUUAAUUAAAAAAAAACAGAAAAUUUGUAAAUUUUUAAUUGGAACCGACCUCGCGCAAAUCGAAAAAUAAUUUCCUUUAUGCAGGAAUCUUUUUAGUUAAAAAUUCUAAUGCAAGUGAUGAGCUGUUGUCUCGUCUUUGACGUUAGAUUUCGGUAGAUAAAUAAAGGAGUGAUUUCCAUGUUGUUAUCUUUUAAAAAGCUUGAAUGGGAAAUCAUAAAAUUUUUAUAUUUCCUUGAAAUUUAAUGAGCGGCAUUAAAAUCACGAUGGGAUGACAACUUUUGAAUAUUUCAUACGUUUAUUCCCCUCGUGAUUCUGUUCAUGUGCCAUUUCUGGUAAUUUAAAAAUUACUCGAAUUAAAUUUAUAAAAACAUUCCAAAAUUAUAAUAAAGCGCAUUAAUAUUACAUAUUAAUUAAGUGAGAGUUUUUGAUUUCUUUUGAUAAACAUACAAAGUAAUAAACAAUUUACAAACACAACAUUAACGAUAUCCAGGAAAAAUUUAACAUUAAUUAAAUAAACAAUUUGUCUAAAACAUAACGAGACUGAAAAUUUCGAUUAAAAAUAAUUGAAUUUAAUAAACGCUAAUAGCACAAAACCAACCGAUAACUUUAUAAGAAUAUUGCACAAUAAACAAAAUAAUCAAUAGAGAAAACCAUUUAAUUAUAUUAAUAAAAUUGCAUGUUUUGACAAAAAAAAGAAAACGAAAAGGAAUUUACUAAAGUUUUUACUCCGUACAGUAAGCGCAACAUUAAGAUACCAUAUUUAAUUGAUUUUAAUCUAGUCGCUUUAUCUUGAAUGUUCUAUGUUAAACGUUCAAUAUUUAGAUGUCAUAUCUUACCAACAAUUAAUUGUUUUGAUCAGCUUAUUCUCGAAUAAGAGCUGUAGUAGAAUGGAAAGAAAUGUUUUGGAAAACUUUUUGUUAAAAAUAAUUUAUGUUGAAUAAAGAUUGAUUCUUAAUUAUGUUAAAUUCGAAAUGUUUUAAUUGUUUAAUAUUUAAGGAAAGGAAAGCCAAAAGGAAAG
Messenger RNA from Clunio marinus, 7502 nucleotides. The record is from the annotation of a GenBank genome assembly. Lineage: Eukaryota; Metazoa; Arthropoda; Insecta; Diptera; Chironomidae.